AUGAUUGCUGCAGUUGCUAAAAAUGCAUCUCCUCUGACUAUGGCAACACAAGAGCAUUUUGGCGAUGGGAUCCUCCACCCCCCUCGUACCAGGAAGCAUACAUUGGAACUCCUCAUUGAUAUUGCCAAGAUGGUUGAUCCCUGGGACCUCGACAAGUUCCAGAAAGCGGCUAAAGCUCUCAAUCUGUCUGGAGUCCACAUGCCUUACUGGCAUGAUUGGAUAUGUGCAUGCCUGUCCAUCUUCCUUGCUGGUGAAAUUCUACAUACCUGCUUCAAAUUUUCUGCCAAUCACCCACUUAAAUGGGUGAAGGAGACUAACCCAGUUCAUUCGCUCCAAUCACUCCAAGCCAUGAUGCAGGCACUUUCAGAUUUUCACUCCUUCAAGGACACUAUCGUCGCUGCAGAAGUGAGGAAGGGGAAGAAUGGUGUGAAAGAGGAUUUCUUUAUUCCAAAACUCGAGCUAAUGCAGAGUUUUGAGGGUACAAUCAGGAGGUUGGGCACAUUGAUGCAAUUCUCAGCUGAUACGACAGAGCGAUUGCUCAUAAUGCACUGUAAGGACCUUUUCCCCAGAUGGCUUGACAAUGAGUCGAUGGAAAUCUUUGGUUUAUAUGCAUUGUUGACUUCUCAGGGAGCAUCACUGGUCAAUGCCAUACACACUGAAGAUGAGGAUGUCACAAUCACUAAUCCUGCGCUCUCCUGGGUUUCCCACAUACUCCCUGACGAGGUGAAAUCAGUUCAUGGUCCCAGACCAGUCCGUAACCACUUUCUUAAGGGCAUUCUUUCUGGAGAUGCACUCACUGCUUUCCAACUGAAUGUUACCCCAGACUAUAAAUCACUGUCACUGGCUGAAAUACACACGAAAUACACACUCCCUGACUUUGAUCGCGUGCUCACCGACUUCAUUCAUCAUUCAUCCCUGGCCAACAGCAAGCACACCCACUGGGACCCCAAAUAUGGGCGCUUCCAGGUGUGGAACAAGUUUCAGCUGCAGCUGCACUCGGCCUUCCAGCCACGGGUCAUCAUGCCAGGCAGAGUAGUACAAGCAUACCCGCCAAGCAAUGAUUUCCCCUUGGGUAACUGCAACACCAUUCUUAUUGAUGGCCCAGGCAUGGAUGACAGCAUAAUGAGUCAUGUCACACAAGUUCGACUGAUUUUUCAGCCAACGAUUCAACAAGGUUCUGAUGUGGAACUGCCAGCAUGCCUUUCUAAUCUGCUUCUCUAUGUCCAGUAUUUCUGUUUCAUCUCUUGUCCUGAAGACCAUCCUGAACUCAUGAUGUGGACCGUGGAACAUGUGUACACUCAUGAUGCAAAUGGUAACUGCCAUAGACAGGGAGCCAUCAUGCAGGUUAUGGAUGCAACACAUGCAGUCGAAUUGAUACCGGAGUAUGGUGAGGCAGUGGACAAGAGCAUGACCUCUGCAACAUGCUUGGAAAGCUACAAGUGUUUCUUUCUGAAUAAUUUUGCAGACAAGGAGAGUUAUCACGUAUUCAGUACCAAGUUUGUAUAG
Molecule: messenger RNA, 1506 nt
Organism: Suillus subaureus
Lineage: Eukaryota; Fungi; Basidiomycota; Agaricomycetes; Boletales; Suillaceae
Exons: 4
Coding region: 1-1506 (501 amino acids)
Source: RefSeq, a predicted model, not a curated record